UUGUGGUCGUGGGAACCAGCUUGUUCAGCAAAUCGAACGCAUAGAGGACGGCGCCGAGCGCUUGCUAGGUAGCGAUAUAAGCCUUGUCAGAGCAAUAAUUCCAAAGGAAGAAGGAACACCAUGUAUGCGGCGUCGAAUAUAAAUCGUACCCAGCGUGGGUCCUACAACGAAGACGGCGUCGAAUUGAAUGAGGAUGACUUGCGCGAUUACUACGGACAGGGAGAGGAAGAUGCUGAAGCGCAAGCAGAAGCCGAGCGCGAGGAGGAGGAUGCUGCGAUGCUUUAUGAUCCCUUCUUUUCUAGAAGAUGGACAUCUUGCUUCGUGGGAGAGUACGUUGCUCUCGUUUUAUUUACAUCUGUCGACAGAGACAUCAAUGAUAAUUAGAACAUUAAGUAAAUGAAGUCAGUGUCUCAAAGGGAACGGGAGGCAAAAUGAUAGAGGUUCGGCGUUCGAUGGGUGGAAAAGGCAAUGUUCUUUCAUAUUUUGGGAUUGCAGUUGCAGACAGGCACAGGCGAUGGGGUACCGUCACGGGCUAUCAGCACUCCGGCUACUUUUGGCCAAGAAGUUACGCGCCAGCGUUCGUUAGAGGUUAUGUUCAGACUCACUAUAUUCAAACAAGUAAAAUUUUCUUAAGUAGUGCUUAUGGUAACCCUGCUGAUUGUCUCAUGCUCCUAUUGUUUAGCCAAAAUGGCUGUUGGAAGUAGAAGAUUGAAAAUACUUUCGUGAUUCAUCGAGUCGUUUGUAGUGCUAGGCACUGAUUGGUCUAAUCUUGGCCCGGACGGAGGAAGUGGGACACAACUACCUGACCAAAAUGCAGGUGAGGAUAAUGCGGAUCAAGAAGCGGCAAGGCCAAUGAAGCGUAGGGCGAAAGAGGAAGAAGUACGUAUUUCUUCACCUUCGUGAGUCGUGACCAGUACAUUCAUAAUAUUUUAUCAGCGCGAACUUUUUUUUGCCAUAGUCGAUCGCAAUGACGACCAUAGCACUACACACACAGAGCACAAAGAAAUCCGGCGGGAUCGUACGCGUCGCCCGGAGCGGAUCAAAACAAACAAACAAACUUUUUUUUUGCCCUUACCCUUUUUAUAGCGAUUUCCAUUCUCACACUUUCUUCUUAUUUCAUCAUGCAUAGUUUAAGCUUUGUUGAUCUGCUUCUCAAUUUUCCUGUACUUCUCCUACAGGCUGCUAUCGUAAUACAGAAAGUGUGGCUCGUGUGGAUGAAAUGGCGACAGGAGUACGAAAGAGCUAUGCGUGACGCAUCUUUCUUUUAUCGCAUCACAUGGCAGGCGGUAUUAUUGAUGUGGAUCUUUCAAUUUUCUUCAUGUUCUUUAUGAAUUAUGGAAAAAUAGUAGUAGGAGCUUUGUGGCAGACAUGCAAGUAAGUACUUACAUUGUUCUUCUCGUAAUAUUGUUCUUCGGAUUGACACGUCGAACGACCACAGAAUCAAGUCUUCGAGAUGCGUGAUCAGUCCCGGUUCGCGCGGUUGGUAAAUAUGUCGAUGAAUAUCUUCAUCAUCUUGUCUAUCCUCGGUUUCAUCUUGGAAACGGAGCCGAUUUUGCGAGACUUCGCUCAAGGCUGGUACCUUCUGGAACUGGUCUGCACGAUCGUCUUCAUCUGCGAAUACAUGGGUCGGCUUGUCUGUUGCUUUCAUGUACGGGCAACGUAUUAUGCGUCAACAUAAUCCAUCCUUGUAAGGACGAGAUUCUCCAUAUCAUCCUGCACGAUCUGCAGCAAUUUCACUAAAUAAUAGCAUCAUGCUUGAACAGACGACGUUCUUGAGGAAACUAGAUACUUAGAUAGCAGUACCGAAACAGGUACAUGCAUACAAGGAUCAAGGAUGGAUAAUGGACAACUACAUCUUUAAUUUGCAAUCGAAUCACGAAGUUCCAGUUCGUGAUGAAGGGGAUGAAUAUUGCGGACGCACUCGCCAUUUCACCCUUUUUCCUCGAAAUGUAGGCACGGGCUUCCAUACAUAGUGUAGUGUACAAGGCGUGACUCUAAAUUCCGAUCCUUCAUAGUUAGUGUGACUGCUCGUUCACAACCCUCCCCACCGCAUUUUCUUGUCUUCAUUUCGAGGCCUUCGCCGGAGGCAAAACGAAGAUGCUGAAGCUUCUACGUAUUGUGCGUCUCGUUCGAUUGGGAAAGUUGUUUAAGGUUGGCAAGUAUGCAAACGGCCUGAAAUUAAUGGUAACCGCGGUGACGAAAUCUGCAUCCAUCUUGCUUGUCUUGCUCAUGUUCGUCAUCAUGGGCGUCAUUUUUUUCGCAGCAUGCGGUUACUUUUUCGAACAGCUAUCCUGUCCGCAGAGUGGUGUAUUUUUCAUUAGGAAUAAGAAGUUCACAACCGCGAAAAGGCUCAACCCACACCAAGUUAGCAGCUUUUGCAGAUGGAUAAUAGCUAUGUCUCUUCUCGCUUUUUUGAUCAGUGAGUCGGGCUUGCUGCUUGUCCCAUUAAGUCACAAUAGAAAUAUUGUUUCUGACGUUCUGCGCUGUUGCAUACGAUAGAACACUCAUAUUAUAAAAACACUGACAGAUCGACUUCCCGCAUGGUCAAUCGGCGGAGCUUGACCAGUACUACGCAGAUUGCGAAAGUCGACCUCUCUAUCGCAAAGAUGGACCCAUGGACUACAAGAGGGUAAACGCCGGCUACAAUGUGAACAACGAUUUUCUGUGCUGCAAUCUUUUCCACGAUGGGUUUCACCCAUUCUUUUUCAACAAUAUGGCUGGGACGGUAAGAUUACAAAACGUAGACUCACAUUAGCAGGACAUGGAUCCUUCUGAACAAGGAGUUGUGACCCUGAUACCCCCAGAAAAUCAUGGGUCUCGAACAACUUGCAUACCUCUAAUUCUUGCAUUUCGUCUGCCUUGUGGUGGGGCCUGGUGACACUCACAUCAGUCGGGUACGGCGACAUGUUCCCUUAUACACCACUGGGACGUAUAGCAGGUAUGGCGGCAUCGCUUGGUGGUGUGCUGAUCAUUGCAGUGCCUCUCGCAAUUGUUGCGCGCAACCUCGCAGACGUAAGAACAAAUACUGUUUAUCACCAUGACCUUGAAUUGUCACAAGUGGUUUGAUCUCGAAGGGCAUAGUGGAUGCCCUAAAAAAUUUCAUGCUCAUGGUUUCGGUGUAACACUUCAAAAAAAAAACGUGGUAGCAAUGGGGAUGAUGGUGUUUUUGUUGCAAAGAGUCACGCUACACCUGCAUAAAAUCAAAUCAGGCGUAUGACCAGGAGAAUUAUAAUGCGCAGAACCGAAGGGAUCCGGUUGCGGAAAAGCGGUUGCUCCGAAAAUUAUGAACAUCAUCAGAUUCAGAAUAUGUAGAUGUAGAUGCUACAUGAAGAUCUUCAUCGAUGAAAGCUAGACUUCCUCUAAGAUAGAACUACAUCAAGAAAAAGGCUGCGGGCAUAGAAACUACAGCUUUUUCCAUGGAGACACCAAAAGCAGACGCGAACGAUGGCGGCUUUCGAUGGAAGAAGUAUUUAGCGCGGCUUCCAAAAAGCGAGAAGCUCAAAGCCUGGGGGAAUCAAGAUCUCCCGAGACUAUUGUACAUUUUUAGAAUGAACAACUUACUUUUGUAUACUCACCAUUCUCUGUGACGAAACAGGUGCAGCAAUUCACUUCGAAACAAGAAACGAAAUCUCUUGAAUUAAAAGAUGAGAAAAAGCUUCUACUGAACACGGUUUUAUCAUGUUUUCACCUCAAAUCUUUCAGUGAGCGCAUCUGCUUUCUCGACUCUCGGAUGAAUAACAUGCAGAUGAAGAUGAGUAAGCUUUUUCGGGAUCACGACACGUACUUAGACGCGCAAGCGAAAAUUGUGCGGUUUAGUUACCACAAGGAGUUGCUGCUUCGAGCCUGCGUGCAGCAAAUGGGGAGCGAUGCAGCGGAGCGGCUCAUCAACUACAAGGCAGCGCAAGCUGAAGCUGACAAUCUGCUUGGCGAGGAUUUGAGUAGCAGUUGAAAACGCUAUUCGGGGUGGGCCAAAAAACCCCGAUUUUCGAAGUGGUGCGUCUUGAUCUUCAACAUUUCUUCGAAUCACAGUCCUCAUAUUGUGCAUGACGGAAUCGAAUAUGGAUUUCCAAACCUAAUUCUCCAUUCCACCUAAAUGCAAUAACCCUUUGGAUCUGCAAUUCCGAGAAUCAACGCUUUUUUGCUGAUGACAGACGCAUACAUAGGACUUCGACUUAUCGGAUAGUAGCCACAGGCUAGUACAAAAU
Molecule: messenger RNA, 4205 nt
Organism: Amoebophrya sp. A25
Lineage: Eukaryota; Dinophyceae; Syndiniales; Amoebophryaceae
Source: the annotation of a GenBank genome assembly